UCCCGGCGCGGGGGGGCCCGGCCCGGUAGCAGCUGGUGCCGCGGCACGUGACUGGAGCGGCCCGGGCUCCCCAGCGGCGCCGGAGCCAGAGUGAAGAGCGAGGAGUUUGCCAUGGCGGCUGCAGCGCACCUCCUCGCCUGGAGCCUGGUCCUGGUGCCGGCGCUGCUCCCCGUCUCGCCCCUGCCCCAGCCCUUCAGCAGCGAGCGCCGCACCAGGCCGCAGGCUGCCGGAGCCUCCCUGGGCCCCGGCUGGGCACAGGAGCUGGCUGGGUGGCCCUCUCUGGGCAGCCCCUCCCAAGAGGCUCUCUGGACCCUCCAGGCUCUGCCAGCCCUCUCCCCAUUGGUGCUGGCUGCCCCUGGGGGGAGCCUGGUCUUCAGUGGGGCUGGGGAGCCAGACGAUGAGCUGUCGCAAGGCUCCAGCCCUGGCCACUCUGCAGCCACCAGCCACGACUCGGGGACCCCCCCUGCCCCAGCAGAAAGCUCUGUUCUCCCACCCCCUGCGUGGCCCCUGCUCCUGGGGGCUGAGGACUCUUGGCAGACGCUGGAGGUGCCCCCGGCUCUGGGACCUGCUGGCACUGAGGGGGCUGGGGGCCCUGGCCCAGCCACUGCCACGUUCCAGGGACACACUGGGCUUGGCUCGGGGAGCUGGCCCCUCACACCCGCACCUGGCUCCGGGGCUCUGCUGUCCCCUGGUUGGGCUCUGAGAACCGGAGGCAGCCCGGGAGCCUUGGCUUUCGAAAGCAGAGAACUGCCCUCAGGCUCGGAGCCCAGGAGCCAGCAGCCAGCUUCCCCCAGCCCGGCCAGGCCUCCCGGGGCAGGGAGCGGCCCAGGCCCUGCUGGGCAGGACAGUCCGGGCACACCCGGGCCAAUGGUGUCCACCAUUGCCUUGGCGGCCAGGCCGGGCUCCGCGGCAGGAGCCAGCAGUGCCGAGUGGCGGCAGGUGGCAGACGCGGGCCCUGGGGGAGCGGGUCAGGAGGGCCGGCCUGUGAGCUGGGCUCCAGGGAAGGGGCAUCCUGUGCCUAGGGCCAGUGUCCCCCGGGAGCCCUGGGAACCGCUGGAGCAUGCCUGGGGAAAGGGCCAGGCUUCCUACACCCAGGGUUACUCCCUCUCUCAGCGCAGGGGCAGCACCCUCCCUCCCUGGGGCGAUGCCCAGGGGCUGCCCCCGCACCCCACAGGCAGGGACGGCCAGCCUCAGCCAGAGGGGCGGUGGGUCCCUGGAGCCAGCCUGGCUGCCAUGCCCGCUGCUACCUCCCAGCUGCAGCAGACGGCUGGAGCAGGGGGCUCCGUGGCCGGUAGGUGGCCUGGUCUUGCUCCCGCUGUGCUCAGCGCUGGCCGACUGGAGCUUGGGGACGGGGCCUGGGAGCUCCCACCAGGCCUGGCUCCAGUGCAGGGCCGCCUGACAGAGCCGGCUCCUCUGGCACAAGGGAGCCCCACCUGGAGGCUCACCCCAGCCCGGGCAGAGGGGGCCAUGCUGGAAACCAGAGCCCCGGCCUGGACAGAGGGGCUCUCGGCUCAUCAGAGAAGCACUCGGCGGGCACUGCCCGGAUCCGCGACCCAGCCACCGCACCUCCCCGGGAAAGCUGCUCCUGGUGCAGAACAGGGACUGGAGCACCCCCGCGCCGGGCCCGCCCUCUACGCCAGCCUGGGAACGUCGCCUGCCCCAACGUCUCCUCGCCCAGGGGCUGCAGCAGAGGAGGAGAUUGGGGCCCCGCAGCGAGUCCGGGGAGCUGUGGACCCAAGGGCCCCCGUGAACAGCACCUCCACGGCCACCUCUGCCCCCAGCCUGCUGCCUCCGGGGACCACGCACUCAGAUGGGACCCGACCUCCUGGCCAUGGCAGCACCACGGCCCCUGUGCCCACCUCACCCCAGCCCCCAGCCACUCCCCGGCGGGGCCUUAUCAGAGUCACCACCCAGCGAGCUCUCCAGCGCCCCCCUCCGCCCGAGCCUGGGCCCAGCCUGCCCGGCCUAGCGCCUGCCUCCAGCCCGCCCUGUCCCCAGGCCAGCGGGGCCUGCAGCCUCCUGCCGCGCAACCAGACGCUGCUGCGCUGGGCCGACCUGCAGCACACGCUCGGCUUCGCCUGGGAGCUGCACCUCUAUGGCACCGGCUCCCUCUUCCUGCUGCUCAGCCUGGCCUGCCUGGCCAGCCUCGUCGGCUCGCCCGUCCUGGGCCUGCCCCACCUGCCCUACACCCUGGGCGCCAAUGCCCUGCUGCUGGCCGUCGGCCUGCUCCGCGCCACCUUCCUCCUCGCCGACCCCUACGGCGCCAGGGCCCGGCUGCCCGCCCCGGCCGUGCGGCUGCUCUACAGCGCGCCCGUCCCGCUGCUGCUCGGCGCCUUCGCCCUGCUGCUGCCCCCCCGGCAGAGCCUGCCCCUGCUGGCCGCGCUGGCCGCGCUCCAGAGCGCCGGGCUGCUGGGCGCCGACCUGCUCUCGCCCCUGCUGAGCCCCGCCCUGGGCGUGGGGCUGCGCCUGCUCUCCUGCGCCCUCGGCGCCUCCCUCCUGCUGGCCAGCCUGGCUGCGUCUUGGCGGCUGCGGCCGCUCCGGCCGGCCGCGGCCCAGCGGGUGUCGUGUGGCUGUGAGGACCCCCAGGAGCUGCCUGGGCAGGGGGGAGCCCUCCAGGGGCUAGGCCCCUGCCCGCGGGUGCUGCUGGGGUGCAGUGCUCUGGGGCUGCUGUGCUGCGGGUUCCAGGUGUACGGGGCCCUGUGGCUGGGGGGGGCGCUGGGCCCGCCGGGGGAGUUCUCCUGGCCCUGGUGGCUCGUGCAGGUCUGGUUCCGGCUCUGCGAGCUGCUGCUGGCCUUUGCCCUGUGCUUCGUGGCCUCGCCCCCCUUCUGCCAGCCCUGCGGCUCCGCUGACCACGCCUGCUGGGCCAAGCUCCUCCGCUACGUCUGCCCCUACCGCAAGGCCGAGGCGCCCGAGUACCCCAACAACUGCUACGACUGGGCCCACGGCACGCAGGAGCGGGCGGCCGCCGCCGACAUCCGCGAGAGCCUGAUCCGCAACCCGCCCGAGCAGGUGCCCCUGCGGGUGCUGAAGGACAGCAACGAGGCCAGGGCGGCGGGGGCCUUCUCGGCUGGGGGCUCCCCCGCCUCGCUGUGCCGGCCUGGCGUCAGCCCCGCGCGCGUGGGGCACUCCUACACCAGCGCCUGCUUCGAGAGGGAGUCGGUGCUGUCGCUGGGGGCGCUGGAGUUCCGCCCGCCCUCGCCCAUCAACCUGAGCCGCAGCAUCGACGAGGCCCUCUUCAAGGAGCACCUGGUGUGCGACAGCCUCUUCCUGCGCUCCGGCCUGCAGUGCCCCGGGCGCCUGGCGCGCCGGGACUCCUGCUCCUCGCUGCGCAGCGGCUCCGCCCUGCCGCCCCUGGCCGAGCCGCGGCUGCCCCCCAAGGCCUGGCAGCGCCGCAGCUCGCUCAGCGACCUGCCCUCCCAGAGCGCCAGCCUGCCCCCGAGCCAGGGCAUGCCCAGCGGGCCCCCCACCGAGGGCGCCAUCUCAGGCAGCUCCCUCGACAGCUUCUCCAGGGGCUCCCUGAAGAUCAGCUGGAACCCCUGGCGGCAUGGCCUCUCCUCGCUGGAGAGCUUGCCCCUGGAGGAGACGCCCAGCCGGGCCCCGCUGCUCCCCGAGGAGGCCCCUGGGCCCGGCACCGCAGGAGGGGCCGGAGACUCUGCGUGCGAAGCCAGGGGGAGCUUCCUGGCGCUCAGCAAGCAGCUGGAUUCCCGCAGCCUGUCGAGUGACACCAUUGAGCUGUGAGGGGCCGGGCCAGGGCAGCGGCUGGAGCCCUGCCAGGGGGCAAUGCCAGGGGGAGCCCACGACAGGCAGGCCCCCGCACGGCCCUGCCUAGUGCCAACCCCCAGCCCGUCAGUGAUUUUUAUGUAGCUCUAGUUUCCCAGCUCAGAUUUUGCACCUUGUUCCGGGCUGCACGGGGGGGCUGGGCCAGCCCAGGACGAACCAACGCAGCGGGGGCAGGACACGCUGCAGAGCCAGGCCCGGGGGCAGCACUGGCUCUGGCUGAGCGAGGGCCUGGGCCAAGGCCAGGGAGGAGCCUCCCGCCGAGCGGGCCCGGAGGUGCGGGGGAGCAUCGCGCCAGGGCUGCUGCAGCAUGAGGGGGGCAGGUGGCCUUAGCCCUGCUGUGGCCAUGGGUCCCCCUUGGCUGAGCCCCCACUAGGCCAGACCCUAGGGAGCGGCUCUGGGGUGAGGCUGCCCCAUGGACCAGCACUGCAGCAGGAGCCACCAGCCCUGACCCUAAGGAGGCAGCCCCCGCCGGGCCCUCUCGGUGCAUGCCAAAGGGGGGGUCUGACCACUGCGGGAGGAGGGGGCUGUUGCUGUGGGUCUGUUUGUGCCAAAGAAAGAAAUAAACAUCCUCACAGGCCCCCCGCAGUGCUGGAGCGAUUCUUCCCAGGAGCAGGGCCAGCGGCUCCGGGCUAGGGGUAGCCUGUGCCCUACCCCAGGGCCAGGGGCCAAACGCCUUGGGGCAGGGGCGCCCCAUGGGCUGUAACCUGCAAUGGGCCAUGGGGUUGUGGGGUGGGGAGGACAAGCCCUGCCAGUGCCUGGAGAGAUGAAGGAAAUGACCUGCACUAUGGCCCAAGCCAGGGGGGCCUGAGGCCUGGCUUGUAAUCCCCCCCUCGCAAGCCCAAGCCCCCAUUCCCCCUGUUGCACAAGCCGUUUCCCCCAGGGUGCAGCAGGGAGCGAGCGUCUCCAGGCCUGGGGCCACGGUGGGGAGUCUGGUACUGGGGCAUCCCCUGCUGCCCUGAAGCUGGUGGGGGGCAGUUGCCCAGGGCCCCAUGGCUCUUCUGUCACCUGGACCCAGCACACACAGGGCUUGAACCCUCAGCUGGCCAGGCUAGUGCAUAAUCCACCCCCAGGAGCUCCCAGACACAUGGGGGCCCUGGCUGCACACAAGCCCCCCCAGUUGCUGGCACCCAGCAGGAGGCAGACUCCUAACCCCCCCCCCCCCCCCCCCAACCAGGGCUGCCAAGGCACUGA
Messenger RNA from Chelonia mydas (Green sea turtle), 4971 nucleotides. RefSeq names its product proline rich transmembrane protein 3 (gene PRRT3). NCBI's taxonomy places the organism in Eukaryota, Metazoa, Chordata, Testudines, Cheloniidae. The record is from RefSeq and is a predicted model, not a curated record. The coding region runs from base 112 to 3738 and encodes 1208 amino acids. The transcript has 4 exons.